Molecule: messenger RNA, 2830 nt
Organism: Nothoprocta perdicaria
Lineage: Eukaryota; Metazoa; Chordata; Aves; Tinamiformes; Tinamidae
Gene: BTBD9
Product: BTB domain containing 9
Exons: 12
Coding region: 120-2063 (647 amino acids)
Biological process (GO): circadian behavior; adult locomotory behavior; modulation of chemical synaptic transmission
Molecular function (GO): protein binding
Source: RefSeq, a predicted model, not a curated record
UAGCGAGGACGGCGGGCGGAGGCCGUGGCGCCGGAAUAUGGUACAUCUGGUGCUGUGCAGCUGGAUGUUGCUGAAUAACAUUUCCAUGAGAUUGCUSUUCCAUCUUUCAGCUGUUCAGAAUGGCAAAGAACCCUAAUUUUCAGGAAGUUGCUCAUCAGCCCACAGGCUACACCCACUAUAGAUCUUCAGACAACUUUACUGGCUACCAGUAUCACCAUCCCUCCAAGAUGAGCAACAGCCACCCACUCCGCCCUUACACAGCUGUUGGGGAGAUCGACCACGUUCACAUUCUGUCCGAGCACAUUGGUGCCCUAAUGAACGGCGAGGAAUACAGUGACGUUACCUUCAUUGUGGAAAAGAAACGUUUUCCAGCACACAGGGUGAUCCUGGCUGCUAGGUGCCAUUACUUCAGAGCACUAUUGUAUGGUGGAAUGAGAGAAUCUCAGCCUGAAGCAGAAAUUCCUCUUCAGGACACUACUGCAGAAGCAUUUACAAUGCUGCUGAAAUAUAUUUACACUGGUCGUGCCACACUACGAGAUGAGAAAGAGGAGGUUCUCCUCGACUUCCUAAGCCUAGCACAUAAAUAUGGCUUCCCAGAACUGGAGGAUUCCACAUCUGAGUAUCUUUGUACCAUCCUCAAUAUUCAGAAUGUUUGUAUGACCUUUGAUGUUGCCAGUCUUUAUUCGCUUCCCAAAUUAACUUGUAUGUGCUGUAUGUUCAUGGAUAGAAAUGCUCAAGAGGUGCUGUCUAGUGAAGGCUUCCUGUCACUCUCUAAGGCUGCUCUUCUGAGUAUUGUUCUAAGGGAUUCAUUUGCAGCUCCAGAGAAAGACAUUUUCCAAGCGUUGAUGAACUGGUGUAAACACAACCCCAAGGAAAGCCAUGCUGAAAUCAUGCAAGCAGUGCGCUUGCCACUAAUGAGCCUAACAGAACUGUUGAAUGUUGUAAGACCUUCGGGGUUGUUGUCACCUGAUGCCAUCCUAGAUGCCAUUAAAAUUCGCUCUGAGAGUCGGGACAUGGACCUCAACUACAGGGGCAUGUUAAUACCAGGGGAGAAUAUCGCGACAAUGAAGUAUGGUGCUCAGGUUGUAAAAGGGGAGCUGAAAUCUGCUUUAUUAGACGGGGACACUCAAAACUAUGAUUUGGAUCAUGGGUUUUCUCGACAUCCAAUUGAUGAUGAUUGCCGUUCUGGAAUUGAAAUCAAACUAGGCCAGCCAUCAAUAAUCAACCACAUCAGGAUACUCCUGUGGGACCGAGAUAGUCGGUCCUAUUCCUACUACAUUGAGGUGUCCAUGGAUGAGUUGGACUGGAUUAGAGUUAUUGAUCACUCGAAGUAUCUYUGUCGGUCCUGGCAGAAGCUCUACUUUCCUGCCCGUGUUUGCAGGUACAUCCGAAUUGUUGGAACUCACAACACAGUGAACAAAGUUUUCCAUAUUGUGGCAUUCGAAUGCAUGUUUACCAACAAAACCUUUACUCUUGAGAAAGGUCUGAUAGUUCCCACAGAGAACGUUGCCACCAUUGCUGACUGCGCCAGCGUGAUCGAGGGCGUGAGCCGCAGCCGCAACGCCCUGCUCAACGGAGACACCAAAAACUACGACUGGGACUCGGGCUACACGUGUCACCAGCUGGGGAGCGGAGCUAUCGUAGUGCAGCUCGCCCAGCCCUACAUGAUUGGAUCCAUACGGUUGCUACUUUGGGACUGUGAUGAUCGGAGCUACAGCUACUACAUUGAGGUGUCAACCAAUCAGCAGCAAUGGACUAUGGUGGCUGAUCGUACCAAAAUUUCCUGCAAAUCCUGGCAAACAAUCACUUUUGAUAAACAGCCUGCAUCUUUCAUCAGAAUUGUUGGCACUCACAACACGGCUAAUGAGGUGUUUCACUGUGUGCAUUUUGAGUGCCCAGCACAGAGCAGUACCCACAAGGACGAGGGCAGUAAGGAAGUGGCAGCAGCAGAUGUGGGCACUGGAGGACAGCAGCUUGUUGCUCGCCCCGUUCGGGCUGCGAGCACCGGUUCCCUGCACUCCCCGCCUGGAUCCACCUCGCGCACACAUGCUCACCAGCCCUAGGAAGGACUGAAGGGAGCUUUGGAAGACCCAGUGACAUUAUAUGAAAUUAUUCACAACCUUCGUGUGCUGGCACCUUUUUCUUUUUUUCCUUUUUUUUUUUUUUCCCCUCUCAUUGAACAAAGGGGACCAUGUCUGGGAGCUGGAAAUGCUGAAAUGGAAAAGGCUUCCCAAGGACAUGAAGAGACUGCUUCACUAUCCUCAAUUUGUUCAAAUCAGGCUGGUCUCUGGGGUGUGGGGCGAGGGGAGGAGAAAAUAGGUCUUCAAUCUUCAUCAAGUCCCCCAUUAACACCCUAUCUCUCUAAUCUAACCAAGACAAGGAGAACGGAAGGAAAUAAAAGGCAGAGCUACAGUGGAAAUGUAAAAUGACUUUUGAACAGCAGAGUGGAAGGUAUAUGACAUAAGUAUUUGUUCCCUAAAGGCUUCCUUUAGCAAAGAAAAUGUGUAUCCUUAUGGAACACAUCAGAAUAUAUGUAAUUUUUUAAGUUUAUUCUUAAUUCAUAUUCCUUUGUAACUUCUAAGCUGUCUUCUAAAUCAUUUUGACUCUGUAGCCCACUUUGUUUCUUAUUUUUGGCUGUAGCAAACGCAGUGCAGUAGAUUAAGGAAGUAUCAAGCAUGUUUACCUGCUGAGAUGCAAAUUCCCUCAUUCAUCAGUGGGAAUGACAAGAAAAGCCUUCAUGAUAUCAACAAACUAAUUAAUGGAUGCUAUAUUAAUCAUGACCUUAGCUGACUUUGCAAAGUACAGAAUUUUCAUUUCUUAUACUCAAAGG